Messenger RNA from Prunus mume (Japanese apricot), 1446 nucleotides. RefSeq names its product regulatory protein RecX family protein. Gene Ontology annotation, biological process: regulation of DNA repair. NCBI's taxonomy places the organism in Eukaryota, Viridiplantae, Streptophyta, Magnoliopsida, Rosales, Rosaceae. The record is from RefSeq and is a predicted model, not a curated record.
GAAAAUUAACAGACAUGGCAAUUCACGCUGGAAUUCUCUGCUUGAAAACCCAAUUUCAGUUACCCUGUCGAGUGUUCGUCAUGUCCUGGAACCAAACAGAAAAUUCAGCUCAGAAACUGAGUCGCUGAUCGUUCAAAGUUCUUGGUGAUUAGUUACCUUGUCGUACUUAAUAUGAAAUCUGUCAUUUGUAGGGCUAGGGAGAAAAUUGCAAUCAAGUGCUUGAAAAGCAGAGAAUACAGUUCAUCGGUUCCCGUUAGGUACAUUCCCAAGAAAUCUUCUCAAGUUAAAAAGUCGGAGAAUUAUCAGCAGACAAAGGUUUCUGAACAAAAGAAGUCCCGUGAAUUUCCAGAUGCGGGUGCAUUGAAGAGUGAGGUUAAACAAUGUGGAAGAGGUGUGCAGAAAAAUAGGGGCUUCGAUGAGAAGCCUCAGAAUCAAAAUCACGUUUUCUACAAGAACUACUUGUUUAAUGAUGUUGAGAAAGCAUCUCCAGAGUUGGAAGAUCAGAUUGAUCAUCUUUCGGGGGAUGUAGGCUAUGAACUCAUGGAAGAACCUGAGGAGGUUUUUGAAGAGUUAAAUACUCAUCAAGUGAAAAAAUGUUAUGAAAAGGAUGUAUUGCAUGAUGCUGAGAAAGUGGCAAUAAAAUUACUUGGAACCAGGGCUUUCACAGCAGUUGAACUGAGAAAGAAAUUACACGGAAAGAACUUUUCUCUAGAUACCGUUGAGGCAGUAAUAAAUGACUUCAUUAGCAGAGGCCUAAUCAAUGAUAGCUUGUAUGCGGAAGCAUUUUCUCGUUCUAGAUGGUCUUCCUCAAGUUGGGGACCAAGGCGGAUAAAGCAAGCACUUUUCAGCAAGGGAGUGAGUAAACUUGAUGCUGAGAAUGCAAUUAAAUUGGUUUUUGAGGAGGGAGAAUCAGAUAAUGAUCAGAAGUUAGUUCAUGGCCUGUCAAAGCUCUCAAUGGAUAAUUUACUUGUUCAGGCCUCAAAGCAGUGGCUUCGAGGUCAAGAAGUGCCUAAAGGGACAAGGAAAUCAAGGAUUGUUCGUUGGCUUCAGUAUCGUGGAUUCAGCUGGGAUGUUAUUGGCUUCGUAUUAAAGAAGUUAGAAUCUCAGUACCCACCCUAGUCCAUAACCAUCAACUGAAAUGUUGUGUAGUAUGGACAGGGUUUGGGUCUAUAACGUAACUUGCUGCUGUGGCUAGAAAAUUACUAACUUUAGCCCUUACCAGUACCAGACAUAAUGUUGCGUUUGCCUACCAUGCCACCACCUAGUUUAGGUGGGGCGAAGUCUACUUUAAUGACAACAUAGCUAGAAGACAAGCAAGAAGUGGUACCAUUUAGCUGUUUUUAAUAGGAAACACCAUUUUGUGGCUGAAAAUUGACUCUUUUGUAUUCAUGUACUGUUUAUAUUUACCUCAAUGAAAUUUGUUGUUUGUGUUGCUGUAUUUGAAAA